CAUCCAGCGCACCUCCUGCAUCCCCCUGGCCCAGCCCCCUUCUCCUCUCCUCUCCCUCUCCCCGGGUGUGUGUGCCAGGAUCACCGCUCCAUCCAGCGGAGCUCUUGGCAGAGAAGCGCAGGGAAACAAUGCAAACCGAGACGAUGGAGCCGCGAAAGGACUAACGGCGCUACACGGGAAAGGGGGCACAGCCUCUCAGUGUUGAGCUGAAGAACAGAGAGACCAGUUGAGGACAAAAGAAGCAAAAGGUUGCGCAAGAGGUCUGUCUGGCCCCAUGUCUGCCCCUGCUCCAGCCAAUCGGAGGUCUGCGCUGGGCUCUCGCCGGUUUGACUACUGCAGGUUCAUAGAGCUAGACUACGUCCCUAUGGAGACAGGCUAUAUGGUCUCAAUGCGCCCGACUAAAGGCUAUGCAUCAACCAAGUCGCCAACUAAAGGAUAUACUUCCACCAAGCGGACACCAGCCGCGCCCAGUAAUAGAGAUCCCCAUGGCAACGCCUCCCUCAGCAGCAGCAGCAACUCAGGCUCUUGUAAAGGCAGCGACUGCAGCCCCACCAAAGGACGUCAUCAGAAGUACACAUCAUGUACAGACAACCAUGGCAUCCGGCCCCCUCCACCAGAGCAGUACCUCACACCCCUGCAACAGAAAGAGGUGUGUAUCCGACACCUGCGGGCCAGGCUAAAGGAAACCAUCAACACUCUACAAGACAGGGACACAGAGAUAGAUGAGCUGAGAGGCCAGCUUUACAGGAUGCAGGAGGACUGGGUUGAAGAGGAGUGCCACCGUGUGGAGGCUCAGCUGGCCCUGAAGGAGGCGCGCCAGGAGAUCCAACAGCUCAAACAGGCUGUGGACACUGUUCGUGCCAGGCUCAGUGAUGCUGGGGGGCUCAGCGGGGAUGUAGGGGUCCAGAAGUACUUUCAAGACAUCAACACUCAGAACCACAAGCUUGAGAACCUUUUGCUCAGCAUGGAGCUAGCCCAGGCUGGAUUAGCCAAGGAGGGGGAAGCCAUGUCAGGCUGUCGGACCCGUGUUGGAGGUUCCGCACCUGCAUCGGUAUCUGGGGAAAGUCCAGGGGGAAUGCCCAAACCAGCAGUAGGAGGGAGGGGCUCUUGCUCCUGUGACGGUUCCCCAGCCCGUUCUCUGACCCGGAGCUCCACCUACACUAAGCUCAGCGAUCAGGCGCUUGCAGACCGUAACGGCAAUGGCACAGACUUUCCUUGUCUGUCAGGUGAUGGUACCCAGGACAGCGGCUUUGUGUGCUGUGGGGAGAGCAGCGUCCCCAGCCGGGCUGACCUGCUGUUGGAGGCUGCCUUCCUCUCUGAGGAAACAGCAUCUUUACUCAACUCCUACGCACAGAUGCCGCACUCCUCCACCUAUGAGAAGCUGUGCACAGGCGAGCGGCUGGCGCCCUUGCGUUGCGGCCUGGGUGGGGUGGGCUGUAUGAGCCAUCCCUGCUUAUCCCACCACCAUCUCUACCUGCACCCAUUGCGUGAGACAGGUAUUCAGACAGAAAGCUGCCCCAUCCCUGCAACGGCAGGUUACCCCUCUGAUCUGGAUACCAUUGCGGAGCAACGCACUUUCCGCUCCCAGGCCUGCAGCCCCACCUCCACCUGGAUGUCUGAUGAAGGGGAGGAGGAGCUGGACUCCAUUACUACCACAACUUCAGUAACCACAGCGACGGUCAUGAGUACAGCCACAGAGCCGAUCCCAGUCACAAAAACGCCGCUGGUCCCUCCCUUACCCCGGUCUGCUACUGUGGCGUGUUCAAUGGAAACUCCUCAGUGUGGGGGGAAAGAGGGAGUGGAGGCAGAGGAAAAGCAAGAGAAAGAGAUGGGGGAGAAGGAAGCUGCUGCAACAGAGAAACAGGAGGAAACAACAGUGAUCAGACUGGGAGAAAAAGAGCAGCAGACACAAAUGGGCUCAGUGGGAGGGAAUGAGGUGGAAGUUCAGGUUACAGUGGAGGAGCCAGCACCAGGAAAACUCUGUGAUUUAGCAGAGACAUCAACAGGGAUGCAGGGUGAGCUGAAGUUUGGAGGAUGCUGUGGAGAAGCCAGACAGGGUGAGACAACACUGGAAAAACUGAGUAUGGAAAACAUGCAGCAAGAGGUUGGUCCAUCAGCAGCAUCAACCCAGGUAGAGACGAAAGAGCUGAGUCCAAGUCCCCCAGGAUUAUCACCAGAUGCAGAACAGCCUCAAACCUCCCAGCCGAGGAGAUCUACUUCUCAUGAGGAGAUAGCUGGUGUCACUGUAGUGGAGUUGCAUGAUGAGGACGAUGAUGAAGAUGAAACAAAAGAACAAGGCGCCACAGGGGGCGCCACAGCAGAGGAGGGAGAUUCAUCCGACCCUGGGACGAUUCAGAAAAGCUACUGGAGUCGUCACUUCCUAGUUGAUCUACUGGCAGUGGCCAUCCCUGUGGUGCCAACAGUGGCAUGGCUGUGCCGCGGUCCAGUCCGUGACAGACAGCCCAUGUAUCAUAUAGGGUCACUGCUGCGAGGUUGUUGCACUGUGGCGCUGCACUCACUGCGCAGGGGAGGAGGGUUAAGGCAUUACCCCGCGGGCGGGGGAGACCUGGGCGGAUCACAGAUAUAAGAGGAGAAUGAGUGCAGCACCUCUGUGGUCCUUAUCUACGACCUCUCCUGUAUGGGUCUGUGUCCUCAGCUUGUUGAAAGAUACCUGCAGUGUGAGGAGAGGAAGAGAAAAA
Molecule: messenger RNA, 2699 nt
Organism: Epinephelus moara (kelp grouper)
Lineage: Eukaryota; Metazoa; Chordata; Actinopteri; Perciformes; Serranidae
Gene: snphb
Product: syntaphilin b
Exons: 7
Coding region: 275-2587 (770 amino acids)
Biological process (GO): neuron differentiation
Cellular component (GO): mitochondrion; cytoplasmic microtubule
Source: RefSeq, a predicted model, not a curated record